Molecule: messenger RNA, 1425 nt
Organism: Pyrenophora tritici-repentis Pt-1C-BFP
Lineage: Eukaryota; Fungi; Ascomycota; Dothideomycetes; Pleosporales; Pleosporaceae
Biological process (GO): proteasome-mediated ubiquitin-dependent protein catabolic process; protein monoubiquitination; protein autoubiquitination
Cellular component (GO): nucleus; ubiquitin ligase complex; cytosol
Molecular function (GO): ubiquitin conjugating enzyme binding; cyclin binding; ubiquitin protein ligase activity
Source: RefSeq, a predicted model, not a curated record
AUGUCGCGCCCGCUACUUCCCGAGUCAGCGUACGAAGCUCUUGGGCUCUCCCCUCAAGCGAUCAAAGACCUGAUGAAUCCCAAGCCUAUACCCGAGCCUCCUCCAGAGAUUCACGCACCGAAUCUCCUCCAGAGCGACGAGAAUAAUGCGCGACCUAUGCUGCCCAACGAAACGUCUAUAACGCUAUACGCCGAACUCCUGCUGCAUAUACGCACUGUUACGCUUUUUGCAUCGCUGCGCGCGAACAACUCAAAGCAGACGGAUGCAAAGCUCUCUGCCGAUGGUUCCUUCAUCACCGUGUCGCACGAGGGCGCGUCUGCAAAGAUACGUCUGCCGAUCAACGUCAAGGGUGGGGGCGAUGCCGCACUUGAACUGCCUUCGCAGCCACCAAACAAGGAGCUGACGCUACGUCUGCAAGUGGAAGAGCAAGAAGGAAGCGACCUCCUAGGGGCAUUGCGACGCCAGGACCGCCAGGCCAACAUUGUACCCUGGGACGGCGCUUCACUUAACGACACAAAAGACGUAGAGAUAGUGUGUAAGAGCUGCCAAGGUGUUCUCGUGCCAAAAGGAAAGAUCCAGCAAUGGAAAGACCUCCCAAAUGAGAACUGGGCUGAGAUGAUGGACUUCUGGCACUGCCACAAACCAGACGAGCAUCACUUGCACGAUCAUACACAUGAGCACGCCGUCGGCCAAAAAGGCUAUGCUGCUGGUAAUCGGUUACAAGCCACGCAAGGUAUAGGUUUUGUAGACCUGGCCAGCUUCCUUUUAGUGGAAGCAGACUGCGAGGGUGCACAGCUAUCUCCUGCAGAAGAAGGCACACAGUCGGCCUCAGUCGUAUGCAAGCACUGCAACCACACAAUCGGGACCCGAGACCCCACCACCGAUGGCUGGCGAAUACGCAAAUGGACUGUUGGCAUAACUUCCACCGCAACCGACCCGUCUUCAUCCUCCAUCCCCUUCUUCUCCACCCAAAGGUGGAUCUCAGCCCGCCUCCUCUACCUCAUCGAAAACACCGGUCUCCGCAAAUUCCAUGUCCACAUCGCUCCUACCACAUCACAAUCUCAACCCCCAGCCCCCAUAUCCUCCCUCCUCUUAUGGGUCUUCACCCCGGACCUCCUCUUCUCCUCAUCCAUCCCUAGCCCCGGCCGCCUCGACCCCACACGCUCCAUGAAAGUCUUCUUCGAGCGCAAAACUUGGCAGCCGCUGCAGCCUGGCGAGCCUGAAAACGCGAGUAUAGAGGAUGUUGAGUUGGAGCUGGAAUUGUAUGAGGAGUUGGAUCAAGCGCUGAGGCGGAAUCAGAGACUCUUGCCGCCGACGGCGAAGAAGUUUCAGGGGUGGGAGGUGGCGCUGCUAGAGAGGUUUGAGGUAGCGGAGGCUGGUAUGGGGAGGGCCGAAGGGGAUUUGUUGGCCGAAAAUGUGGAUUGA